CAGGUUAUAUAUAUGCGUGAGGAGCCUGUUAAAUUCAAAACAAUGAGCUAAAAAACCGAUGCUAAUGUAUUCUCGUGCUUAUAUCGCUUUGUCAUACGCAUGAUUGCAUAAGAUGCGCCUGCCGUUAACCUUAUCAAGCGAAAAUGUGCCCGACUGUCCGAGCGACGAACAAUGUGGGUGAUAAGAGCGCACGCGUGUCUUGUUUCGUCAAUUACGGAGUAAUUAAUCCGUGUCUCGAAAAUUGAUGACAUCGUACAAUCAUUGAUUUUCAUUCGUACAGCAUUCGUGUGGUGAAUAUUUACAUGUCGCGGAUAUUACAUUCGCGACCGCCAUUAGACACAUCGAUGCCGUUAUUCCUGCCAUCGCAAGAACAGUUAAAUUGCCUACUAAACUGCUAAACUGUGAGUUCCCGAUUCUCCCAAAGCUGCAUUUAACAGUUACGUGCAGCACUGACGAUCACGAACGUCCGUCCGUUGCAACCCCUUUCGAAUUCUCUCCCACUCACGCGAUCUUGCCGCUUCCAGUUUGCAAAGUCCGAUUAUUUGUCAGUGACUUCAAGGCACAGCGUUCCGUUGCAUAACAGUCGCAGGUUUUCUGUCACAAGCGUCGGUACGCAGCGGGGAGAAAGUGAGAUUCGUGCUCGAGCGCACGAGUGUUCGCUGCGAGAAAAGUAAAGAGUCAUCAUCAUCGUCGUCGAGGAGACAUCGGUGCCAAGAUGAGCUGUCUGAAGGCGACCGGUACUGUCUUUAUCUACAUCGGCUUAUUUCUGGCCAUAAUCACGUUCAUACCAGGUUUACCUCCAGACAUAGAAUUCUCUGAGAUCAGCGUGGUACCGCCACGCGAUCUCGAUCCACGAUUCCCGAAGAAUCGGCUGACAGGAUGCGAGAAACUAUUCGAGGGACAACUUACCGGUGCAGAAGGCUUCAGCUCUUACAAUGGGCAGCUAUAUAGCGGCAUACAUGGUGGUUACAUUAUACGACUUGAGGAGGAUCGCUUCGUGCCCAUAGUCAAAUUCGGUAAAAAAUGCGAUGGUAUUUGGCAAGAACAUAUAUGUGGCAGACCAUUGGGAAUGAAAUUUGACAAGAAAGGCAAUUUAUUUGUAGUAGAUACUUAUUACGGGAUUUUCAAAGUAAAUGUUGAAACUGGAGAAUACACAAAUAUAGUAAAUAGCUCUAAGCCGAUCAAUGGGAAAGUUCCGAUGUUACCUAAUUCUGUAGACGUAGCAGAAAAUGGAGAUUUGUAUUGGACCGACAGUAGUACGGCGCUCCCACUUAAUAUCUUAGUGCCGUUAUUCUUCGUCAAUCCAUCAGGAAGGUUUAUUCGUUAUAAUGCGGCUACAAAGAAAAACGAAGUGUUAAUGGAAAACCUUGCAUUCGCAAAUGGAGUUAAACUAAGCGACGACGAAAGUUUCGUACUUGUCGCAGAAUCGUUAUUAACCCGUAUCAUGAAAUACCAUUUGAAAGGACCGAAGGCAGGUCAAAAAGAGAUUUUCAUAGACGCCUUGCCGGGCAUGCCGGACAAUCUUCAGAGCGACGGCCGCGGUGGAUUUUUCGUUACUAUGGUUAUAACCGUCGAUUCUGAGCAUCCUCAGCUAUCUGUUUCGCUCUUACCACAUCCAUAUCUGAGAAAAAUGAUCGUACGAUUGUUAUUAUUACUGAGAGCACCGUUCAAACUGUUGAAUGAUCUUAUUCCCAAUGUCUAUUGCGAGAGAAUGGCGCAUGCGAUGGUAUCAUAUCAAGGUAUCGGGAUGUUAUUCGAUCAAAAAAGACGAUCUCUACUGUUGAGAUUAGAUGCGUCUGGUAACAUUAUAGAAGCCCUUUCUUCAGACGAUGAUACCUUCAGCGGUAUAAGUGAUGCUUAUAUACACAAUGGCUAUGUAUGGUUUGGUUCUCCAUGGCGAUCGUAUAUCCCUCGAGUACCGUUGAAACAGGCUUUCCCUGAUCUAGCUAAUGAUGAAAAAUUAUCUUCUGGCGCAAAGAGUGAGAAGCGUUCUGCAAGUUCAAAUUCUGAGAGAACGAAACGAGAUACAGAUUCUGUGACGACGAAACCGACCGAGUCGAAGCCGAAGGCAGCUCCUACAACACCGAAACCAACUGCUGCUCCCACGACAACACCCAAGCCAACUGCUGUGCCAAGCCAAGCUCCUAAAGCUAGCAAACCCACCACCGACAGUGGCAGUGCAAAAUCUUCGGAAACCAAGCCAGCUUCAAAACCGAACGCUAAGACUGAAACAAAAACAAAUACCGCAAAAUCCGGAAAGAAUGCAAAAGUGGAGCAGGAUGCACCCGUGAAACAAAAAAUGCCAAACUCGCAAUCUGCGAAAGUUAAAUCGGCAGAAGCAAACCGUCCAAAAGAAGAAUUCUAAUGAAGAACUCUAAUGAAAAAUAGGCAACGCCGCAUUUGUGAUACCAGUAACACCAGUUAAACAGUACACUUCAUUUCACAAACAUUCCAUUCCGAUGAAAAAUAAAAAUCGAGUACGUACAGGUUAUUAAUUCCUAAGAUACAGCAAGACAUAGGAUACUUGCUUUACAUUUCAUCGUUACAUCCCAGUCGUACACAUUCGUUUAUGUAUAUGCAAGGUAUGUAGUCCAUCGUACCAUGAAAAAAUAAUUGAUUAUAUCUUACAUUUUCGGAGUGAAACAACGCAAUAAUAUACAUUAUAAAAAUUGACGAAUUUUAUUCCAAUACGAUGUAAAGAUAAAAGUUGAUACAUUAGCGACUGAUGUGUACAUACAUAUAUAUAUAUAUAUAUAUAUAUAUGAAGUUGCAAACAUUGUUUUUGCAGAUUUUACUAAACGUUAUUCGUUUAUAGUUACAUGCUGAAUUUUUAUAUAUUUAGAAUUUAAAUAUGACACCUGAAAAGAUUUAUAAUUUUUUUAUGGCAAUCCUAACAAUAUUUAUCGUUACUGUUUACUUUUCUGCUACUUUUAAGUUUCGAUUGCGAUUCUGUAGGUGGAAUUUGAAAUCAGAUAUUAAAGUAAUUAACUCGUAACAAAUCUUUAAUAAAGACAAUUACUAUUUUGUUAUUAAAAUGUUAUCCUGUAUUUUGAUUUGUGCAAUCUGGAUUCAUGAUUUAAAGAUAAUUAUUAUUUUUAUUUUUAUAUAUUAUAUUUUUGUGUUUAUCUGUGAUACAGAGAAUAUGCACAAAUGUAAUUUGCAUAAAUUGUGACAGAUAUAAUUGAAUAAAGCUCGAGACAAUAUACAAAGAUUGUAAUUAAAAGCUGAACACCUUACUGUCAAGUUGAAUGAUAUUAUUUAUUAAUUAUAAACUAUGUAUGGAUUAUAAUAAUUUUGUUACAUGGUGUCAGGUAUGGAAUGUAAAAUAGUUAUAAGAAAUUGUACAGUUUGGCAACUGAAAUAAAAGCAGCUUUAUAAAUAGACGAAUA
Messenger RNA from Ooceraea biroi (clonal raider ant), 3389 nucleotides. RefSeq names its product adipocyte plasma membrane-associated protein. Lineage: Eukaryota; Metazoa; Arthropoda; Insecta; Hymenoptera; Formicidae. Gene Ontology annotation, cellular component: endomembrane system. The record is from RefSeq and is a predicted model, not a curated record. Gene Ontology annotation, molecular function: hydrolase activity.